Heterocephalus glaber (naked mole-rat) is the source of this 963-nucleotide messenger RNA. RefSeq names its product olfactory receptor 6C2-like. Gene Ontology annotation, molecular function: G protein-coupled receptor activity; olfactory receptor activity. Lineage: Eukaryota; Metazoa; Chordata; Mammalia; Rodentia; Bathyergidae. Gene Ontology annotation, biological process: G protein-coupled receptor signaling pathway. The record is from RefSeq and is a predicted model, not a curated record. Gene Ontology annotation, cellular component: membrane.
AUGCCCAUGGAGUCAGAGUCAAUUAUGAGAAAUCACACAGCAAUAACAACAUUCAUUUUGUUGGGACUUACAGAUGAUCCACAGCUGCAAGUUCUGGUUUUUGUCUUUUUAUUUCUCACAUACAUUCUGAGCAUAACUGGUAACCUGACUAUUAUCAUUCUGACCUUGAUGGAUUCUCAUCUUAAAACACCUAUGUAUUUUUUUCUUCGAAAUUUCUCCUUCUUAGAAAUCUCAUUCACAACAGUCUGUAUUCCCAGAUUCCUAUACAGUAUAUCAACUAGGGAUAAUACCAUUACUUAUAACGCUUGCGCCAGUCAGAUAUUUUUUAUUGGGCUUUUUGGGGCCACAGAAUUUUUUCUCCUGGCUGCCAUGUCCUAUGACCGCUAUGUGGCCAUCUGCAAACCCCUUCAUUACAUGACCAUCAUGAGCAAUAGAGUCUGCACCAUCCUUGUCCUCUGCUGCUGGAUCUCUGGGCUGUUUAUCAUCAUCACACCUCUUGGUAUGGGCCUCCAGCUGGAAUUCUGCGACUCCAACAUCAUUGAUCACUUCGGCUGUGAUGCAUCUCCUCUGUUUAAGAUCUCAUGCUCAGAUACAUGGUUUCUAGAGCAGACUGUUAUUAUCUGUGCAGUGUUGACUUUCAUUAUCACACUAAUAGGUGUGAUUCUUUCUUACAUAUAUAUCAUCAGGACAAUUCUCAGAUUCCCUUCAGCUCAGCAAAGAAAGAAAGCUUUUUCCACUUGUUCUUCUCACAUGAUUGUUGUUUCCAUCACAUAUGGCAGCUGCAUUUUCAUCUACAUAAAGCCUUCAGCCAAAGAACAGGUGAACAUCAAUAAAGGGGUGUCUGUGCUCACUACAUCAGUUGCCCCUUUAUUAAAUCCAUUUAUUUAUACCCUGAGGAACAAGCAAGUGAAACAAGCUUUUAAUGAUACAAUCAAAAAAAUUGCAUUUGUCUUACAAAAGUGA